AACCUGAAACAGUCAAAAUUAAAACUUUCGUCUGGAAAUAUAAGUAAAGAAAAUAUUGCUUUAGGGCUUUCAGAAGUUCGCGCAAAACGUAAAAGGCAAUUGCAAGAAACUUUACAAGAUGAUGUAGAAAUGCAUGAAAUACAUGGGGAGGAAGAAGCAACUAAAUUUUUUUUAGAUUUAUUUCGAACUUAG
Molecule: messenger RNA, 192 nt
Organism: Racocetra persica
Lineage: Eukaryota; Fungi; Glomeromycota; Glomeromycetes; Diversisporales; Gigasporaceae
Source: the annotation of a GenBank genome assembly